This is a messenger RNA of Hemibagrus wyckioides, 2654 nucleotides long. RefSeq names its product centrosomal protein 57 (gene cep57). The coding region runs from base 106 to 1428 and encodes 440 amino acids. The record is from RefSeq and is a predicted model, not a curated record. Gene Ontology annotation, molecular function: identical protein binding; microtubule binding; gamma-tubulin binding. The transcript is spliced from 10 exons. Gene Ontology annotation, cellular component: centrosome. NCBI's taxonomy places the organism in Eukaryota, Metazoa, Chordata, Actinopteri, Siluriformes, Bagridae.
GUCUAUACUGACACCGCUUUGUUUUAAAUAUGUGUUGUUGCUGGCUUCACCGCGUGCAAUUUGCCCGCUAAUAUUGUGUUUGGUGUUAAUGGAGCAGAGUCGGAGAUGAGCCAGAUGUUGGACUGUGUAUCUUUGGCCUCCUACACUGAGUAUCCCACUGAGCGUCCGUUCAUCAACACACACCGUCCUGUAAAACCUGUUAAAGCGUUUCCUGAGAGCAGCAGUGCAGCAAUUCUCUCUGCACUGCAGAACCUGCAGGAAAAAAUCCACAGGUUGGAACUAGAGCGAGCGGAACAGAACCGAAGGAAGCUCCCAGUGGAGAACCCUCAUAAGCGGUACAUUCCACACAGAGAAGCACAUGAGAGCAGGGACUCUCACAGACCCAGGAAACAUGAGUUUGCCACUCAGUUAGCAGCUGCUGAAGUUAAAUGUGCUCAGUUGGAGAAGCAGUUGGACCUAAUGAAAAGGACGGUGAGGAGCACAGAGUCGGACCGAACAGCCGUGCUCAAACACCAGGAGUGUGUGCAUGGCUCCAGUGAUGUGUGUGAGAAGUUGGAGAAGUUGGAGCAGGAGUACAGGAGACUGACACACACUCAGAACAAUGCUGAGGUUAAAAUCCGAGAGUUGGAGUGUAAACUACAGGAGGAGGAACAUCACAGGAAACUCAUACAGGAUAAAGCUGCUCAGUUACAGACGGGCCUCGAGGCCAAUCGUAUUCUGAUCGAGUCUGUGUCGACCCGCCCACACCGCUCCUGCAAGAGCACGAAGAAGAAACUCCAAUCCAAGAAGCCUCUGCAGCAGAGAUAUUCUCUCACACAGCCUCACUACAGACUGAGUUUGGGGGAUGUACCAUUUGUGGCUGGAACAUCAACUGGGACGAGUCACUCUGUCCGUGCUAAUGUGCAGCAUGUCCUCCAUCUCCUGAAGCAACACAACCGUCAGCUGUGUAAUGAGCGUGUGCUGGGAGCCACGCCCCUGACCUAUGGGAAAGAGUUGUCAGAGCAUCAAUCAUGCAGUAGCGCCUCCUCGCUCUCCUCCUCCUCUUCCUGUAGCAAGGAGCUUUCAGAGCUUCUGGAGGCUCUACGGGAUGAGUUCGCACACAUCAGCUUCAAGCACCAGGAGUUGGGGAAACAGAUCCAGGCGUGUCGUUCUGAUAGACUGAGGCAGGAUUUGGAACGAGAGAUUGAGAACCUGGUGAAGAAGAUGGAGGAAAAAGGUGAACAGAUCGCUAAAGUGCGACGACAUCAGGCUCAGGUGGAGAAGUUAAAGAAGCAGUCUUGUCAGCGUGAAGGUGAGUUGAAGGUCACAUCUGCACUGAAGGCCAAGUCCAGACCAGGAGAGCGCAGUAAGGACAGUCUGCGUCUGCUCAAGGACAUGCGCACACUGCAGACGUCACUGCGCUCGGACCAACACCGCUGGGAUUACUGACACGUGCACACACACCUCACCAGGAAUCGGGGGCACAAGCUCCAGUUAGUGGUGCAGAUACACACAGGGACUUUGUCCAGAAAUCUGGGUUCCUUUGUCAGGAGCCAUUUUUAUUUCUCUGCUAAAAAAAAAAAAAGAAAAAAAGAAAAAAAAACUUAACACAGUUUUGCAAAAUGUUUUUUCUUACACACAAUAAUGGGGGUCAAACACGCGUCCAGCAUCAGAGGAGAAAAUCAUAAACGGCAAAACAAAAGCUUUUAUUUAUUUUUUUAAGAACAUUCGAACUACAUCCAUUAUUCUCAAUAGAUGGCUAGAAUUAUCUGGAUUCAUUCAUCUCUGUUCAGGUCAUCAGAAAAGACCUAGUAGUCUAGAAUAAUCCUGUAACGCUGGAUGUGUGGGGGACACUGCAUUAUUAAAAACCGAACAGACUGUAGAAGCAUGCUCAGACUGACCAAUCGAUGAAGAUCAUCAGAGCAAGAUCUGAGCGAAUGUCAGGUAUGGGGUAAUAAACAACAAGAAAAUAUGUGGAAAUUAUGAGCAUCAGAACUUUACAGAAAUGUUGAAAAUUUAUAAUGGUCACCUUUUUCAGGAUUUCCGGCUUGUCCUGUUAUCUCUUCAAUAUGAAACAUUAAGAAUUGUUGGUCCAGCAGGUGAUCAAAUGCAGGGGCUUCUCCUACACUUAAGGGGAACUGUAACUGUGGGAAAAACUAAUAUUUAAUGGUUUAUUUGCAGAUUAAUUUCAGAUUUUUUUUUACUCAUACCUAUACAAUGAUCAGUUGUCAUGAUGUGUAGGAAUGUUUUCCACCACUGUAAUAAAAGAAAAACAUCAGACAUCUGUAAAAAUGUUCAUUAUUUUUGAAGUGAAAGCAGUGGCAGCAGAAGAAAUCUCCCUGCAGAGCUUAUGCACAGAAAUGACUGAUACAUUCCAUAUCCAGGGGGCGCAACCCUUACGCUUUAGUCUUUUAUGACAAAAGUCUCCUUGCAGGGACGUCUCUAGAAGGCUUAAAGGCAGUUGCAGUUGUGUAAAAUGAUGUAAAAGCUGUUACAAAAAGUUAAAGCUUUUUGGUUAUAAGUUUGUAAAGUAAGCUAAUACUUUACCAAUAUGACAUUUCUGGAGUGCGAUUAGAAAUUUAAACCAAAAUACAUUUUAUAAUGCGUGCUGUUAGCAUGGCGCCGUCUUGUGCAGAGGAAAAUGGUGUAAUAAAAUUCCUUUUUUUUCCCCCUCU